This is a messenger RNA of Rubroshorea leprosula, 584 nucleotides long. NCBI's taxonomy places the organism in Eukaryota, Viridiplantae, Streptophyta, Magnoliopsida, Malvales, Dipterocarpaceae. The record is from the annotation of a GenBank genome assembly.
CGUUCUGUCGACAUAUUAUGUCUCUUCCGGCCCUACCAUCUGAUUGUUUUCAUUUUUUUCUUUUCUUUUUGUACAGUGGGCACUGAAGGAGAAGACAUGGCCGCCAUUGUCGCCACCGACAUGUCUCAUGAUCAGAGCCGGUGGGAGUUCAGUUGUGACUCCGAGGUGGAUUUUGAUUCCGAAGAGUAUGCUUCCAUGGUCUAUGCAGCAUUGGUUGUUGAUAAGGCGGUGAUAAACAGUUGCAGCCAGAGAAAGUGAAGAGGCAAAUGUCCUUCUCCAAUGGGAAACUUCCAGUGCACUUUGAGGCAGUAGAGGCAAGGUUUCUUCGUGCAUCAUUUUCAGCUUUUGUUGACAUUCUUACUCCUGCCACAACAACAGUUGAAGAACUUGCUCCAGGAAUGCAAUUGACACUGAUACCGUAUUACCUGCUCAAAUUCUUCCAGGAGUCAAGCUGUAGGUUUUUUCAACUUUUUUCUUUUUUAGUUUAUUUUGUUGUUUCCACCUUUUGGAUGGCAUUCGAUACAAAAGGGAAUGUGUAUAAUUAUGUGCUACUUCAUUCACUUAAAUGAAAGAUGUUAUUGUUG